Messenger RNA from Alternaria burnsii, 1269 nucleotides. Its product is annotated as dnase i-like protein. Lineage: Eukaryota; Fungi; Ascomycota; Dothideomycetes; Pleosporales; Pleosporaceae. The coding region runs from base 1 to 1269 and encodes 422 amino acids. Gene Ontology annotation, molecular function: phosphatidylinositol-4,5-bisphosphate 5-phosphatase activity. The transcript has a single exon. Gene Ontology annotation, biological process: phosphatidylinositol dephosphorylation. The record is from RefSeq and is a predicted model, not a curated record.
AUGUUCGAGCUGUACCUCCUCACCUUCAAUGCUGCCCGGAACCUGGUCGACCCGCAGUCUCUCGCGCCUUCCUUGUUCGACGCCCUUCCCAAAGACACGCCUCUGCCUGACAUCGUCGCCAUCUCACUGCAGGAAAUCGCACCCAUCGCCUACUCGUUCCUCGGAGCAUCUUAUCUGAAGCCCUACUUUGACCGCGUGACGACCACUGUUCAGCUUGCCGCAGACCUCCGCAGCAAUGGCAGCGAACCGUUCCAACAUAUUGCGACGCGCAGCCUGGGCAUGACCGCCCUGAUGCUCUUCGCGAAACCCCACGUCACACAGAGGAUACAAUGGAUACAAUCGGCAGGCGCCGGUGUCGGCUUCUCCAACAUGGGAAACAAGGGCGCUGUAGCCAUGCGCGUUGGCCUGGCCUGCCCAGGCUCCGAUGACACACUGGAUCUGACUUUCGCCGCUGCUCAUCUCGCGCCCAUGGAGAGCAACGUGGAUGCAAGGAACAAAGACUGGGAAAAUCUCGUCCGGAACUUGGUCUUUGUCAACAGCGACGACUCCCCAUACAGUCAUAGUGAAGAGAGGCCGCUGCUUGGCUCCUCAUCCGAGACCCCAGCCGACCACAAUGGCCUCUUUACACCUGGCAACCACGUCUUCUUCUACGGAGAUCUCAACUACCGCACGCACGAUACCCCGCCAGAUGAAGGAGCGCAUGAGUCCUAUCCCCAGCCCACCGCGUCCGAGUCUUCGCCACAGCAUUACUCGCAAUUGCUGAAGAAAGACCAGCUGAUGAGAGAGAAGGACGCCAAACGCACGCUACAUGGUUUCCAGGAACUGCCUAUCAAUUUCCCACCUACAUACAAGUACGCCACCCCACACGGCAAGAAUACAGGAGACAAUGAUUCGUGGGAAUGGUCCAAGCACCGAUAUCCCUCGUGGUGUGAUCGUAUUCUCUAUCUUCCGUCUGGAUCUGCAUCAGACCUAGAACCCCAGAUUUACACUGCUUUACCGGUACAGCCGACAUCGGAUCAUCGACCGGUAGCUCUUUCGGUUCGCGUUGACGAGAAGCCUAUCAAGCUGGACGUGAAUGAUGUUCUGUCCCGGCCACCCUUCGAGAUCAACCCACAGUGGAAAGCCAGAAGGGACGCCGCUCGACGAUGGGAGCUUAUUGUAGGCGUCAUGUCCUAUCUCGCCCUGACUGGGAAGGGCCGAAUCAUUCUCAUCACUUUCGUGGGUGUGGCUAUGGGCAGUUUGUUCCUAGCUGGGUCACUAACCAGGUGA